This is a messenger RNA of Pararge aegeria (speckled wood butterfly), 2518 nucleotides long. RefSeq lists its product as uncharacterized. The record is from RefSeq and is a predicted model, not a curated record. Bases 167 to 2029 code for a protein of 620 amino acids. The transcript has 7 exons. Lineage: Eukaryota; Metazoa; Arthropoda; Insecta; Lepidoptera; Nymphalidae. Gene Ontology annotation, cellular component: cytoplasm. Gene Ontology annotation, molecular function: ubiquitin protein ligase activity.
GGCUGUCUAUGGUCUAUCGUAAAAUGUCGGCCAUUUGUAACAGCCACAGCUGUAUUUCAUUAUAAUAUUAGCGUUCUGCCUAAAGCAUCGUGGCUUUUGUUCGUAAGCAAGGCAGUUCUUUUUUAAUUUAAGAUUGAACACACGCUUAUAAUAUAACGCUGGCAUUAUGGUUGAAAAAUCUGCACCUAAGCCUGAGUCAGUGCUGAACUUAGAAGACUUAUUACAAUGCCCUGUUUGCUACGAGAUACCACCGGGCCAGAUCUUCCAAUGCAACGAGGGCCAUCAUGUCUGUGGGGGGUGCAAGAUGCGCCUGGACGUGUGCCCUGUCUGUCGUGCACUCUUUUUUGGCACACGCAAUUAUGCUAUGGAAGAGUUAAUAACAAACUUCAGAAAAAUGCGAAGCCUUAAGCUAAGCAGUAAAGCUUCUGGUUCUGGCUCUUCGCAAAGCAGCUCGCCCGCUUUAGAAACAACCUCUGUGGAACAUGAGAAUAAUGAGAGUGAAAAUGAAGAUGUUGAAGAAGAAAGUAAUACUAUAAAUGUUUCAGAGCAACCACUUAGGCCACCACAGCCAUGCAGUGGACUAUUUCGUUGCCUGUGUUGCAAGACUGGCAGUACAGCAAGAUUGCCAUCUGCCCGUUUACUCAACCAUCUUCGUUAUUUUCAUGCUCCAGAUUUACUUGAGGGUCGCUCUGAAAAUGGAGAGUACUUACAAGCAUGGCAGUUUGCAACUGUGCCUGGCAAACUUGUGACUGCAGUCAGAAUAUCUGAUAUGGGCAUAUUCUUCUUGACAAUAGAUAUAACCCCUAUCUCAGUAUGUGCGUGGCUGGCCAUGGCUGCUGCGCCCUGGGUAGCACACGGGUUCAGUUAUACAAUUACCAUAUGUGGUAAUGACCGUGAAGCUAUAUUUUCGGACAGUGUAUGGUCUGUCAGAUCCUGUGAAGGGGCAUUAAAGAAGCGUGGUCAUUGCCUGCUGGUGACAAAUCAAGACGCGCGCGCGUUAACUGCCCCCGCCGCCAUCAGUGGCAAGCUCUCGGUACGCCGCACGCCUACCGACCUGCUCAGUGCCCUGACGACACCGCGCGCCGUACUCCGCAUUGCCAAUAGAGUCAACAACCAGAAUUCGUCGAGCGACCUCGAACCCUUCCUCCAGGAGCUCCAAAAUGACGUUGCGAGGUUGUCUCAAGCAUUCGCUACCUUGGGUCGCGAGUCAAACGCUCUAGUGCAGUCGGAGUCUCAAAUGCGGGCUAGAAUUGCUAAUAUCGAACAAGCUUCAGAGAGUACCUCUAUAUCAGAUUCGGAUGCGGAACCGCCCGCGGAACAAAGCGAACCACAACCUGAGCGUCAGGAGCUGACGCGAAACGCACGAAAACGCCUGAGGCAGCGAUUGCGGGCAGCGCUCGACGGAACGAUACCACCAGAGGCCCCCACCGCAACUAAUCGCGCUCAAGCUUCCUCCGCUGCUUCCCAGCCUAGACAAAAUGGCCCUGUUACUCAGCCAAGACAGAAUACAUCUAGUCAGCCGAGACAAAAUGCACCUGUUACGCUGCCAAGACAGACUACUCCUACUACUCAGCCAAGGCCAAAUACUAUUCUGCUGAGAGAAAACACCCCAAUUACUGAAGUGAGAGUGAAUCCCCCCGUUACUCAGCCACGACAGAAUGCCCCUGUGACUCAGCCACGACAGAGUACCCCUGUUACUCAGCCUAGACAGAAUACCUCUGGUAAUCAACAAAGACAGAAUACCUCUGGUAAUCAACAAAGACAGAAUACCUCUGGUAAUCAACAAAGACAGAAUACCUCUGGUAAUCAACAAAGACAGAAUACCUCUGGUAAUCAACAAAGACAGAAUACCUCUGGUACUCAACCAAGACAGAAUGGGUUACUCUCAUUUAGUGGCUUUAACAUUGUGACCGAGUCAACUCCACCUGUAGCCCCUCCACCAGCAGGUCCGUCCUCCUCCACAGCACAACUGGAGCCACAAACUGGAAAUAACAGCAGUAAUAAGAAAAAGCGCCGUCAUCGCAGAUAAGCUUAAAGUAGUCUCUAAUUUUUGUUACUUAUGGAUAUAAGUUAUUGACAAGCGAUAAUUAUGUAAUGUUUUAUUCUUUACAAUAUUUUAGUUUCGUGACGAAUCCUCUGGGGUCUCCUGAUGUAGAUAAACAGUUAUUUGUCAAUUGUAAAUAUUUUUUAGCUGUUGACACUGCAAUCUUUACAAGUGCUGUGAUAAAAAAUUGUGUGUGACAUUCAUGCUUCAUACAUAAGUUACUACUUAAAUGUUUCAUUGAUGGGAAAUCCCCAGAGUGAGUAUUUUUGAAUGUGUUGGUCAUUAUUUACUAUUUUAUUACACAUUUCAUGAACUAUUGACAAUUUACUAUAAAUAAAAAUUUGUAUAAUAUUAGAUAACAUCAUCGUUACUAUGUAGUAAGAUAUCUUAGGUAGUAAUAUACUUUGGUUAUAAUGAUAAUAAUAUUAGCUGUAUUUUUUGGUCAUUAAAAGCGAAUUUUCUGAAAUAGAAUUA